Oncorhynchus tshawytscha (Chinook salmon) is the source of this 2930-nucleotide messenger RNA. Its product is annotated as catenin delta-2-like. Gene Ontology annotation, molecular function: cadherin binding. The record is from RefSeq and is a predicted model, not a curated record. Gene Ontology annotation, cellular component: postsynaptic density; adherens junction; plasma membrane. The transcript is spliced from 11 exons. Gene Ontology annotation, biological process: dendritic spine morphogenesis; cell-cell adhesion; cell-cell junction assembly. The coding region runs from base 184 to 1950 and encodes 588 amino acids. Lineage: Eukaryota; Metazoa; Chordata; Actinopteri; Salmoniformes; Salmonidae.
GGAGACAGAUGUCAGAUAUUUCUGAGCUUGUUGAUGACUGUUCCUCCUCUAACACACUGUAUGUAGUCUGUCUGUAUUCUAACCCAACUGUCUGUCUGUCUGUCUGUCUGUGUGUGCGUGUGUGUGCCUGUCUGUCUGUCCUCAGGUGUGUUGUGGAACCUGUCGUCAUGUGAUGCCCUGAAGAUGCCAAUCAUCCAGGAUGCCUUGGCCGUUCUGACCAAUAGUGUCAUCAUCCCUAACUCCUCCUCCUGGGACUCCUCCCACAAUCUCCAUGACGACCGCAAGCAACACACACACACUUCCCAGGUGCUUCGCAACGCCACUGGCUGUCUCAGGAAUGUGAGUUCUGCAGGAGAGGAGGCCAGGAGGAGGAUGAGAGAGUGUGAUGGACUGACAGACGCUCUCCUCUACGUCAUACAGAGCGCUUUGGGCAGCAACGACAUUGACAGCAAGACCAUAGAGAACUGUGUGUGUAUCCUGCGUAACCUGUCCUACCGACUGGCAGCGGAGACGUCUCAGGGCCAACAGCUGGGUUCAGAGGAGCUAGACGGUCUCCUGUGUGACGCCAACGGACGUGACGGAGAGACCUCAGGUUGCUGGGGCAAGAAGAAGAAGAAGAAGAAGGGACAGGACCAGUGGGACGGUGUAGGUCCUCUCCCAGACUCAGCUGACCCUCCUAAAGGAGUCCAGAUGUUAUGGCAUCCGUCCAUAGUGAAGCCCUACCUCACCCUGCUGUCAGAGUGCUCUAACCCUGAUACACUGGAGGGAGCAGCUGGAGCCCUGCAGAAUCUGGCUGCAGGCACCUGGAAGUGGUCAGUGUAUAUCCGGGCAGCUGUGCGUAAGGAGAAGGGUCUUCCUAUCCUGGUGGAAUUGUUGAGGAUAGACAAUGACCGUGUGGUGUGUGCCGUCGCCACCGCGCUCAGGAAUAUGGCCCUGGACGUCAGAAACAAAGAACUGAUAGGUAAAUACGCCAUGCGUGACCUUGUCCACCGGUUACCGGGCAGCAGCAAUAGCAGUACUGGGGGCAGCGGUGGGACUAACUGCGGUUCCGCGGGUCCACUAGCACCCAGUAAGACCAUGUCAGACGAUACGGUAACAGCUAUCUGCUGCGCUCUGCAUGAGGUCAUCACUAAGAACAUGGAGAACGCCAAAGCACUGAGAGACGCCGGUGGGAUAGAGAAGCUCAUCGGCAUCGCACGUAGCAAAGGAGACAAACACUCACCCAAGGUGGUGAAGGCAGCCUCUCAGGUGCUCAGCAGUUUGUGGCAGUACAGAGACCUACGCAGCCUCUACAAGAAGGAUGGAUACUCUCAGUAUCACUUUGUCGGUUCUGCCUCUACGAUAGAGAGAGACAGACAGAGACCCUACUCCUCCUCUCGCACUCCUUCUGUGUCCCCCGUACGAACCUCACCCAACAACCGCUCAGUUAGCGCACCGGCCUCUCCCAGAGAGAUGAGGAGUAUGAAAGAACGCAAGACCGAAUACGACUCCACAGCAACCAACGCAGGUUUCCACGACAACAAAGGAGAGCACACCUCCCGAAAAGACACCAUGGCAGUCAGAAUCUCCUGUGGAACAUCCACAUUGUUCCGGAACUCUUAUGUUACAACUAAUGACGAGAUCGAACACAACCAGAUCCCUCCCCAGCCCAUGGCCCCUCAGGCAGACUGCUCCUCUACACCCCUAAAAGACUAUGACACGUUCCCUCCAUCCCUCCCUCCCUCCUUCCCCCCUCCGCAGAACCCUGGCCGCAUGCUGGAUGACUCCUUCUGCGAGCUUCCAGAUCAGCCCCUCCCCCAGCCCCCGUCUCAGGCCGCCACAGACCUCCGGAUGCACCUUGGCCUUAAGUCCACUGGCAACUAUGUGGACUUCUACUCUGCAUCCCGGCCCUACUCCGAACUCAACUACGAGACCAGCCACUACCCGGCUUCACCUGACUCCUGGGUCUAAAGACAGGAGUCACAACUUAACAUGGGUCCUGGAGAGAUACAGGCUGGUGUAGGGUUUAGCUCCAGCCCAACACUAACAAACAGCACACCUGCAAGAUGUAAUGAACCAUUGAUUUGAGGAUAUUAGGUUUAUUAGUGCUGGGCUGGAACAAAAUCCUGCAUAGUCCCGUAGCUCUCCAGGAUUGAGAGUGAAGAACACUGGUGUAGAGUAAAUAGGGGGUCCGAGGUUAAUGUUAGUAACCAACGGCAAACAGGGAUUGAAGGGGGUUAGGGGGUGCUAGGGGGUUGUGAGGGGAUGAGGUGUGAAGAGAGACUGCGCAUGUGCAUGAAUACCACAAGACAUUUUGCCGCCAGUUCAGUUUGUUCAAAGCUUGUUCCACUGGGAAAGGGAGUGGGAUAGAUGUGUCAGAGUGAGAGAGUGAGAGUGAGAGAGUGAGAGAGAGAGAGAGAGAGAGAGAGAGAGAGAGAGAGAGAGAGAGAGAGAGAGAGAGAGAGAAAAGUCCUUGAUAGAAGAAAAGAAAAAAACAACAACUGAAUGAUGACGGAAGGCUUUUACCUCUGGGAGUUGCUUUGCUUGACUUUCAGAAAGAAGAAGGGGAAUGGAGUGGAGUGGAGUGGAGAAAUGGAAGAGAGGAAGAGUUGUGAGUGUUUUUUGGCAAGUCGGAUGAAAAGUAACAGACCAGAGAAGGGACAGAGAAGAUGAGAGGAAAACACCAAGCACAAGACAGGACAGGAUGUUUACAGGAAAAACAAGGGUGCAGCUUUCCACACGUUCAUUACAUUGACUUCUGACUUCUGUCAAUCAAAGCUUCUACCUUUCUAUGGAGUGUUGUCUGUUGAAGAAGAAUCUUCCAGCCUUUUAGGUUUUUAUUUUCACGUCUUUUUUAUUUGUACUUUUUGAAGUUGUGGAUGUACAGUAUUUUGGUGUACAGUGACAGUACAGUACAGUACAGUACAGUGACAGUACAGUACAGUACAGUA